AUGUGGGUGCGAUGUGUGGUGUCCAGUGUCGUGGCAGUGGUGGUGGGAGCCUCCUUGCUGCCUCUGGACGUGGAACGUCUGGAGGCGAGCGUGGGAGGGUUCGCGGUGCUCAACUGUCAUCUGGACUUUCCGUUCGGAAACGAGAUCCCGUACCAUCUGCAGUGGGAUAAGGAUGGUGAGACAAUAUUCUCGUGGUACAGCAGCGACAGCGCGCCGCGGCUGGCGGACCGCUGGGGGGGCCGCGUGACCCGGCUGGGCGACGGGCGCCUGGGCCUAGGCAGGGGCUCCAUCAACGUCUCAGCCGUCAGGGAGACCGACGCCGGCCUGUACCGCUGCCGAGUUACGUUCCCGAAUAGGACCCCGCCGGCGAGGAAUAACGGCACGUUUUAUUAUUUGGAUGUUGAUGGAAGCAAUCUUAUAGUCACACCUCCAAUGAACUCAACUGUCUUGGAGGGGGAACGAGCUGAGUUCGAGUGUAUGCCGAAGAAUUUAGAGACCAUAGUGCAGUGGUACAAGGAUGGGACGCCUAUCGGGGCGAUUCCGGAGCUGGCGACGCGAGCUGAGCUGGUGGAGAACGGGAGUCUGGUCAUCAGGAAGGCGGAGAGCACGGACCCCGGGGAGUACGAGUGUCAUGUCCAGGAUACAGACGGACAGGUGCAGAGCGCUAGCGCGUUUCUGGACGUGCAAUAUAAAGCCAAAGUGGUGUACGCACCGAAAGAGCGGUACCUCCUGCACGGGCGCCCGGCGAGCCUGGACUGCCACUUCAGCGCCAACCCGCCGCUCACCAACCUGCGCUGGGAGAAGGAUGGCUUCCUCUUCGACCCCUACAAUGUGCAGGGAGUCUUCUACAGUCGGAACGGCAGUCUGCUGUUUAACGAGGUAGACGAAUCCCACGAAGGCUCCUACUCGUGCACUCCCUACAACUCGCUGGGCUCCGAAGGCCCGUCUCCCCUGGUGAAGGUGCGAGUCCAGCGGCCCCCCACGCUCGCCAUCCGCCCUCUGCCGCUGUACCUCACCAGGCUCGGAGCCAGCAUCACGCUGCCGUGUGCCGCCGCCUACACUGAUGAGAAGGCGCCCGCCAUUGAGUGGGUUAGGAAAGACGGUUCCGAGCUGGCUCCGGGCCGCUACUACCUGGACGGCGGCAACCUCACCAUCUCGGACGUGGUGGUAGAAGACCGCGGCAUCUACGUGUGCGAGCUCCGGAACGAGGCCAGCACCCUGCGGGCCGAGGCGGAGUUGUUGAUAGAGAACGUGCCUCCGAGAGCUCCGUAUAAUCUGAGCGCUUUGCCGUCCGUGGACUCGAUUCAUCUGACUUGGGUGCCUGGCCACAAAGGUCUCGAGAUAGACUAUAACAUAUGGUACCGCGAGCGCGCCGUGCACGAGUGGCGCACAAUGAAGAUCCUGUCUCGUGACGUCACGGAGGCCACGCUGGUGAACCUGCGGCCCGGCACGGAGUACGAGCUCCGGGUGCUCUCGCAGGACCACCUGGGAGAUGGGAUGUUCAGCAAGUCACUGUUUGUUAGGACUUUAGACACAGAGAUCGUGGGCGCAGAAGAAGCGUUCCACGCGGUGCCCGUGACGCAGGCACCAGGAGCCCAGGACGAGCUGGAGGUCUCCGUGCGAUUGAUCGACGAGGGCGCGCUCGUGCGCUGGGACCGAGACCCCAUGGACGAGUCCAGGUGCACUAUCAGGUGCUAUGCUGGCGCUGACAGGAGAUUGGUGGCUACCAAGUCUACGGUGGAGAAUUACAUGCUGAUUCCAGAGGUAGAGGACGGCGAGCGCUACUGGCUGCGCGUGGAGUGCGUCUCCGGAGGCUCCGGGGUGGCCUCUAUCCACGUGCCGGAGUACGGGCGGCUGAAGGCCGUGGCUGUGGGCUGCGCGGUCGCCGCGCUGCUGCUGGCUGUUCUGGCCGUCGUGUUGUACCUCGCCCGGGACCGGGUGUGCCCGCCAAGACGCGACAAGAGAAGACAUUAGGAGCGUAGUUGCG
This is a messenger RNA of Plutella xylostella (diamondback moth), 1987 nucleotides long. It is a transcript of the gene bdl, whose product is annotated as borderless. Gene Ontology annotation, molecular function: cell-cell adhesion mediator activity. The record is from RefSeq and is a predicted model, not a curated record. Lineage: Eukaryota; Metazoa; Arthropoda; Insecta; Lepidoptera; Plutellidae. Gene Ontology annotation, cellular component: plasma membrane; axon. Gene Ontology annotation, biological process: dendrite self-avoidance; homophilic cell-cell adhesion; axon guidance.